Messenger RNA from Phyllotreta striolata, 1560 nucleotides. Lineage: Eukaryota; Metazoa; Arthropoda; Insecta; Coleoptera; Chrysomelidae. The record is from the annotation of a GenBank genome assembly.
AUGGUGCAUUACCGGGAAUCGGGCGCGAGAGGUUCGUCUUUCAUAUUUUCCCCACCGGUCAACAACGUCCUGCAAGCACUAAAAAGAUGCUACUGCGAGGGCCAUUGCCCGGACGGUCAGCAAAACGGCACGUGCGAAAUUCGAACGGGCGGUAAAUGUUUCACGUCCGUCGAAGCCGUUUACGAUGAAAUCCAAGACAGGGACGUGCCCUUUUACACGUUCGGAUGUCUACCGGACGACGAGCGAGGCCUCAUGCAGUGUCAGGGUCAUCUGGUGCCUCACGAACAGAGCAAAUCGAUCCAAUGCUGCAACGAUCGAGACGAAUGCAACAAAUUCCUGCGACCGACCUAUCCGGAGCGACCGACGCCCGAAACGCCCGGUUUCGGUAACACCGACAGCCUGCCCUUCACCAUUCUAUUGACAUCGGUCACCUUUUGCCUCACUUUGGUCCUCUUGGUCAUCGCGCUGGUGUACGUGAAGAAACGCAGGAAAGACAUGCAGAGGAAAUUCGGAUUGUACGGCAAGGCGUACGGCGCCGAAAAGUUUCCCAAUUUGGAGGUUCAUGGUCCGUUGACCAAUCUGAUCGAACAAUCGAGCGGAUCGGGCUCGGGAUUGCCGAUACUCGUCCAACGGACGAUCUCCAAGCAAAUCCAAAUGGUGCAUUCGAUCGGUAAAGGUCGCUACGGGGAGGUGUGGCUGGCGAAAUGGCGGGGCACCCGCGUGGCUGUCAAAGUGUUCUUCACCACCGAGGAGCAGAGCUGGUUCAGGGAGACGGAGAUCUAUCAGACGGUGCUGAUGCGCCACGAGAACAUACUCGGUUUCAUCGCCGCCGAUAUCAAAGGUACGGGUAGUUGGACGCAGAUGCUGCUGAUAACGGAUUACCACGAAUUGGGCAGCCUCUACGACUAUUUGCAAGAUCGUUGUUUGGAUCCGGCGGCGUUGUUGUUGAUGGCCCAAAGCGUCUCGUCCGGCCUGUCGCAUUUGCACACGGAAAUAUUCGGUACGAAGGGCAAGCCGGCGAUCGCGCAUCGCGACAUCAAAAGCAAGAACGUGCUGGUGAAGAGGAACGGCGAAUGUUGCAUCGCCGAUUUCGGUUUGGCCGUUAAAUACUCGUCUGAUAUGAAGGAAAUCGAAGUACCGCCGAACGUGAGAUCGGGCACCAGGAGGUACAUGGCGCCCGAGCUGCUCGACAAAUCGAUGAACCCUCAUAAUUUCGAGUCGCACAAAAAGGCCGAUAUGUACGCCCUCGCGCUAGUAUUAUGGGAGAUGGGAAUGCGAUGCGUAACGGGCGACAUGCUAAAGAUAGCCGACGAGUACGCGUUGCCCUACCACGAUUGCGUACCGUCCGAUCCGUCGUUCGACGAUAUGCUGGGGGCUGUGUGCGUGAAGAACGCGAGGCCGCAGAUUCCCCGUCGAUGGGAGGGCGAGGAAGUGCUGGAGACGCUGGCGAAGAUCGUGCAGGAGUGUUGGCAUUCGAAUCCCGACGUGCGAUUGACGGCGUUGAGGGUGAAAAAGACAUUGUCCAAAUUGGAUACGGACACCACGAUAAAAAUCGUGUGA